AUGCUGGCUUGUUUACGUAAAGAACACCCGCCCCCCAUGUGGCGAUGUUGUAAUAUUUGUAAAAAGGUGUACUCUUUAAAGCAUAAUUUAAACCGUCAUCUUAAAACUCAUGAUGGUGUUCGAUUUUACUGCGGUGAAUGUGAAUUUGAUUGUGAAAGUAAAUUCAAUCUUACUCGACACUGCAAAAGGAAGCACGCCGGAGCUGGUCAGGAUGGAAGACACGAGCGUAUACAGCAACGUACUAGCGUUAUACAACACACAUCCAACAACCAGACAUUAGAACAAAGGGGCACAUCACAUGAAAGCUUCUUCGAUAGUGAAGGUGAUGAAUUAUGUAAUCAAGCAUAUGAUAAUAUUCCAUCAACAUCGGCAAAUUUACCGGACUACAUACAAACCCCCGAACAUACGCAAUCAAACUCGGCAAGUGGAUCAGGUGUAGGUAAACGACAAAGAGACAACGUCAACCAAUCUAACACCCGAUUGAAACGUCAUCGACUAGCAGUUACUCAAGCAGAUGGAUUUGUAUUAACUAGCAGUGGGUUCAACGGGCUUUGUAAAACUUUCUACAAAAGAAAUUUUAAUCAGUUAGCUGAUUAUGACUCUUUCCUGUCUGAAACCAAACCGCAACUAUUCGAAUUAUUAAGAACACUUGUAGCCGAAAAUGCGGUGAAGUAUACAUUAAAACUGGAAUCGACGUAUAAAAUCCCUUCUACAGAUGUUUUGGAAAAUAGAGCAUUCAAGUCAUCAGCAAGAACUCUAUUCCAGGACACGAACAUUGAAUCGGCAAUAGACGAGGACUUUGCUAAGAUAAUUUCUGAAGAGGCUGAGAUGGAGGGGAAAGGAUCCGGGUUUUCUUUAGAGAAAAUUGAUGGUAUACUACUUGAUGUAUUUAAAUAUACACCCCUUGGAGGUUCAGCUUUUAUACCGCUUCCGGAGACAAUUGAAAAUCGUAAAGCAACAAUAAACGUACAAAAUAAUGACAAUAUGUGCUUCAAAUACAGCAUUAUGGCCAAGGACGUUACUGCGCCAAACCCCAGCCGUAUCACACAUUAUCAGAAUGUGCCAAGCAGACACAAUUUCUCGGGACUUACUUUCCCCGUGCCAUUAUCUGAGGUGAAACAUUUUGAAAAAAAUAAUCCAGGGGUAUCGAUAAACGUGUACGGCUUCAAGAAGGGGAGUUUAACAUAUAAAAAUAAAUCUAAGAAUAACAACGGCCAGACGUCUCAAAAUGCAGAAAAGGAUGAAUUCAUUAUUAUCCCAUACAAGGUGUGUGACCGUGAACAAACCGAUCAUUACGAUUUAUUAUAUUUCAACAACGGAGGGGGAGUAUACCACUACUGUUAUAUCAAGAAUCUUGCAAGAUUGGUUGGAUGUCAACUGUCUAAAAACACCAAGGAAAAAGCCAUCUGCAGACGCUGUUUUAAGGUGUACAUCGAUGAACCGGGUAAAAUUGAUAAAGAAGCUAGACUUGAAGAUCAUAAACGAAUAUGCGUCAAGAACGAGUCAGUAACUCCAAUUCUACCACCGCCAAAUACGUACAUGCAGUUUGAGAACUGGGGUAACACCCAAAAACUCGAUUUUGUCAUUUACGCUGAUUUCGAGUGUUUAUUGAAGAAACCUGUAGGGGACAACCAUUUUGGGAAAACAACUGUCACUCAAGAGCAUGUUCCCAUGAGUUAUUGUUAUUUAGUUAAAGCUAGCGAGGAUGUACCGACAGAGCUAAUGGAUCAAUUCGACAUACCGCAAUCCCCGGUUGUAUACAGAGGUAAUGCAAAUUCUGAGGCUAACGAUGUACCGAAGCAUUUUAUACAGAGCAUUACUGAUGUGGCACGUAAAAUUGAACAGCUUUUAAAAAUCAACACUCCUAUAUGUAUGACAUCACAGAAUGAAAGUAACCAUAAGUCUAUCGUGAACGGGGCGGUAGAUAUAGACAGACUGUCUGUAAUAGGUGUAACUUAA
Messenger RNA from Adelges cooleyi (spruce gall adelgid), 1959 nucleotides. RefSeq lists its product as uncharacterized. NCBI's taxonomy places the organism in Eukaryota, Metazoa, Arthropoda, Insecta, Hemiptera, Adelgidae. Bases 1 to 1959 code for a protein of 652 amino acids. The record is from RefSeq and is a predicted model, not a curated record. The transcript is spliced from 6 exons.